Messenger RNA from Colletotrichum spaethianum, 1233 nucleotides. Its product is annotated as putative protein phosphatase. Bases 1 to 1233 code for a protein of 410 amino acids. Gene Ontology annotation, molecular function: protein binding. The record is from RefSeq and is a predicted model, not a curated record. Gene Ontology annotation, cellular component: nucleus. The transcript has a single exon. NCBI's taxonomy places the organism in Eukaryota, Fungi, Ascomycota, Sordariomycetes, Glomerellales, Glomerellaceae.
AUGGAUCCCACCGACAGCGACGCUUCAACGAUACUAACGGACUACCCAGCAUCGAGUGCUUCCAGACCAUCAUCAGCCUCGUCCGUUCCGUCCUUGGCAUUGUCGUUUGACGGCCGACCAAAGCCGUUGCUUCCAGGCGCUGCUACCUCUGUGCACUUUGAGAUCUGUGAUACUCCUACCGCUGGACGUGCCGUCUUCGCCACCAAAGAUAUCGUCGCAAAUACUCUGCUAUGGCGCUCAGACGACCUCACAGUUUCGUCUCUUCUACAAGAGUACAGGCGUGAAGUCUGCGGACAGUGCUUUGGGUACAACUACGGUAGAGACUUGGGUAUACAAGACCACACCGUUGGUUUUGCAUUUUGCUCAAGUGAAUGUCAAAAAGCUUGGCAGAAAGAGAAUGGUGAGGUAGGUGUCCAGGCCUGGGCCGAGGUGAAGAAGUUGGUCAAGAAGAAGAAUAGAGAAGACAACGAAAUGGUGGACAUUGAUUUGCCACGACCGACGCCAGAGGAGAUUACGCAAGCAUGGGAGAAUACCAAGGCGCAGGCGGAUCUGAUACUAACGUUCAGAAUGGCGGAAGUGGUCGGCGAUGCCAGGGACACAGGCGGGCUGCAGACCUCAGCACUGAACGGCAACGGCGGCGAGUCGAUCACAAAACGACAUCGGAAAGCCGUCCAGAAAGCACUUCAACAGCCUGUUCGUGCAGACGUCAUGGGCUUCUGCGUCAGUGGCAUCAUUGCCCAGUACGAGAAUCCCCAGAAGUGGAAGCACCUGCUCUCGCUAGCAGUGGACUCAACGCCAUACUCCAGCGCUGACGACUUACACGCCUUCACUCGCACCUAUCUGCAUCUCCUUGCAAUCCUUCCCCUACCUCUGCUUCCCUUCACCACGCCAGAGUUGCUCUUACUUCUCUCCUCGCGUGAUAGCCACAACGCGUUCGGCAUACGCUCCUUGGAAGAUGAGGGAUCUGAGCUCUUUGGUUACGGUUGCUGGCCCGCAGCGAGCUACUUCAACCAUUCAUGUGGCCCGAACGUUGAGAAAAGGAGGGAGGGCAGGGCGUGGGAAUUUAGGGCAGCAAGGGAUGUCAGGAAGGGAGAGCAACUGUGCAUCACUUACCUCGGCGGGGAGGAGAAGAAAAUGUCAAGAGACGAGAGGAUGCUGACAUUGAGAAGGAAUUGGGGCUUCGAGUGUGCGUGCAAGAGGUGUGAAGAAGGAGCUGUAGUCAGUGCCAUAUGA